Bombus huntii is the source of this 3507-nucleotide messenger RNA. RefSeq lists its product as uncharacterized. Lineage: Eukaryota; Metazoa; Arthropoda; Insecta; Hymenoptera; Apidae. The transcript is spliced from 5 exons. The record is from RefSeq and is a predicted model, not a curated record. Bases 84 to 1919 code for a protein of 611 amino acids.
UCGUAAUCAUGUGGUAAAAAAAUCCCUGAGUGUGCGAAAGAUCGAUCGAUCCAUCUCAAAAAUGUCAUGCGAAUAAUCAAAAGAUGCUGGAAACAGGAAGAAGAACUGUAAUUAAUACGUCUCAGCUUGGACUUUAUUCCGAUCACGGUGAUCGAUACUAUAGAAGUCGAUACAGUUCUAUUACGAGGAAAUUUGUAAUUGGAGUUAUGGUGGUAGUGGCAGUGGCAUUAGUCGGCAUAUUUUUAUACGACUUCACAUCCGCUUCAUCAGUGAACAGCAAACUGAAUCAGGAAACAAAGCAUAUGUACAUCUUGCAAAAUGCUCUUAAGAAACCUUCGAACUUUACGAAAAAAUUGUUUAACUCGACUGUUCCGCCAGAAAUGAAUAGAACCAGUUCCAUUUACAUUCAAGAUCGUUUAGACAAUGAUGGGAAUCUGUUCCUUUACGAUGAAACGACCGAUCAGAAAGUAACUGACGCAGAAUUUAAGUCUCAGAACCUGAAUAACUUCAAGCUAAGGAAAAGAGUGCUGAAAUCGGUGGAGAACAAGGUGGACGAGUCGGCAGAAGGGAAACAAUUGUUCGACAAUCAUGCAAUUGUUUAUCGUGUGAGACAAAGGCACAAGUACCCAGAGUUGGAAGAAGAUGGAAGUUCAGAGGAGAAUCGACCUCUUCCUUUUCAUUGGGAAUUGAAAACACCACAACCAACUGCCUUCAAACGUCCAAGAUACCCUCAACUCACCCAGUACAGAUAUCCAUACGCCUCUAGAAAUAUUCAGGAUAUCAUCAAAUAUCUGACAAACGACGCUGACUUAUCAAAUAGAGGCAUCAAGUUCACUGGCGUGUACGUGAAUCCAAAGAAAUACGAUUUGUAUCCUGGAGCAGGGGAGAUGAUGUCCAACAGCGAUAGGUCGGAAGAAGAUGAAACUCCAUCUUAUUCGCUAAACGAAGAUCCGUUUUAUCAGUACAAACCCAAACAUCCGGCGGACGUGAAUUUAUUGGCUACGUCCAAUGUCAGAUUUUCACCGACAGGUCUUCACAGAUACAACUACGAUGCUUACGGACGGCCAUCUAAUUAUUAUAAACCGACGUCGAUUGAAACCAUGUACGAAAAUCCAGCUUCCUAUUCGAGUAAUUAUGGAAAGAAGCGGAAACCGCAGCCGUUCAGUGUUAUGUUGGACAUUUAUCCCAUCACCGACAUUGCAGAGCAAAAUAAAAAGACAAACAGGCCGAAACAAGUGCCUAUGGACGAUUACGAACUGCGAAGACCGAUUCAAUAUAGCAGAGGGCCGAGGUUUCAUUCUCCACUCUCGCAAUCAUUGACGGGAAUGUCUACUCACAAUCAGGCAAUGACUGACGAAGAAGAAAGACAGCAGAUGAUAUUCCAUUUGAAUCUAUAUCCAAGGAAAAAAAGCAAGAUGAGCAGGUACGAUAUUAUUCACAGAUCGGAAUCCAUGGCACCAGAAGAUCGACAACAAUUCGUGGAUAAAGUAUGGUCACCUUUAGAAACGAUAGCCAAACAUUUAGCUGUAGAACAAUCAAAGUUCAUCGAUCAGGAUAAUGAAAGAUCUAAUCUUGCUGCCACGCGAUAUCAAGAAACUUUUCUCGAUAACAAAGACGAAGUAAAAAGAUUACAAAAGACAAACGAUUUUUCAAGAUUAAGUGAGAACGAAAACCCGGACGAAACCAUCACUGUCCCACCUAACCAUAAAUCAAGCAUAGAGGAAGAUUACGCUAGUACCGAAAAAUACGAGUUCGAGGCUCAGAAAAUUGUAGAAACUACCACGGAGAGUGAAUCGAAUGACUGUAAUACGACUGUCAUUUCGAAAGAAACCAAAAUCAAUAAAACUGAAACUAUAGAUAAUUUAAAGGACAUUGACACCGUUGAAGGAUUUAAACAAUUCAACGACAGUGUCUCUUAAAGAGACUGCAAGAAGAAACAUACAUUUCUGAGAAAGAAAAAUAAUAAAUAUUAAAAAGUAUAUGGUUGGUCAAGGUAGCUGCGUAAUUGUAAUAGAAAAUUGUCUAAAAUCACGCAAUAAAUACAUUAGUGUUCUUUUUUUCUAAAUAUAUUACGAUUUCUAAUUAUAUCCUCGAAUGUAAUUAUAGAUGUUGUCUGAACUAGACAAUCAUCAAUCUCCUUGAGAUUUCUUCGUAUUUCCCACCAGAUCAAAUUAUCUACCGAGCUCCACCUCGCCUUGACAUUUUCGUCGAGGGCGUUCGAGAGUCUCUCAAGAUCCUUGCUGUAGCAAUCUUAAGAUAUUCGUUCAACGCGAUUGCUUAAUAGGCCAAGAGAUCGUGGUCUACAAAAUUGGUAUUAGUCGCUGAGUACAUCUUCUCUGGAGGAUCUUUAGACGACUAUAAGAUCUAUUAUCUAUUGAAGUAGAAAAUAUUGAAAUAUUUUAUCACAAUUUAAAAUUAGGAAUCAUACAAAUUUUGUCCGAAAAUUUCCAGUUAUUUUCUUAAAAAUUUCGAAGGAGACAAUAAAAGAAUUACUUAUUUUGAUAUUACGAUUAUACAAUAUAUGAUUUAAAAUUACUUAAAUACAAAUCAUAAAUCGUUACUUCUCAAUUUUUAAUUACUUUCUUUUUAGUUUAGCUUCGAAGUUUUAGUUUCGAAGAAGAUGACGAGGUAAUGAUUUAUUUUAGGCGUCGAAUGUAAAUUAAAUAGAUUCGAAAGUUGAUUCAGGAUCUUACAAAUGUUAAUGUAUCCAAAUUGGUAUAUAUAAAAAAGACAGCGAUAUUUUUCGUUUUUUUAUAAACAUAACUCAAAUGUACAGUUUUUAUUUCAUCCUUAAAUACUGCAUAUAUUACAAUAGCGGACGCGCAUUUUCUAUGACAAUGUCGCGAACGUUUUAUGAAUCAGAUCCGUGUACAGUCUAAGAAAUAUACAAUUCACGCAAAUUAGUUUCACUUAAUACUAAAUAAUGUCGUACUUUACACGUGUCCCUGUAUUUUGGCACGAAUUUCUCGAUCUUACAUUAUAGCACCAUUCGUCAACUUCGUUGCACGAUUCUCGUAAUUUUCUCGAUGACACCGCAAAUGACUAUAAUACAAUUUAUUCGUAUGCUUCGGGCGUUUCCAGCAAGAAUAGCGCAUUGUCAGUUCUUGAAAUGUGAUCCACGAUUUUUCUCGUUCUCACUGAAUGAAUCAAUUCACUGAUUUUGAUAACGUUGUGCGUUUGAACAAUUCCCUGCUAAGCCACAUACCUUGAAUAAGUUUCGUUGCUUUAAAAUAACAUUCAAAACUAACGAAUAGCUACGAGCAAGUAUUAUAGUUGUACUCUAUCUUUGAUUGACGUUCGUAACUAUGGUUGUCAGAUAUAUUCAUCUUAGAGAUUUUUUGAUUGAGGAAAUACCUAAUUUUUCGUGAAUGCUUAUAUUCAACGUUUCUAUUGUUAAUAUAGCAUUCAAAUUAUUGUUUCCAUCUCGUAUGAUAAUCACUUCUCUGGUAUUUCUUCCUCCAAUAAUACUUUUAGGAAAUAAAAUCUCAAUAUGGCAUGCUCGUUAAG